Molecule: messenger RNA, 2807 nt
Organism: Lepisosteus oculatus (spotted gar)
Lineage: Eukaryota; Metazoa; Chordata; Actinopteri; Semionotiformes; Lepisosteidae
Gene: ccnp
Product: cyclin P
Biological process (GO): regulation of cyclin-dependent protein serine/threonine kinase activity; mitotic cell cycle phase transition
Cellular component (GO): nucleus; cyclin A2-CDK2 complex; cytoplasm
Molecular function (GO): cyclin-dependent protein serine/threonine kinase regulator activity
Source: RefSeq, a predicted model, not a curated record
CCGCUAGGGGGCGGUGAAGCUCGGGUCCGCCGCGCACGCGUGUCUGGGUCGAGAAAAGGUGUUUGCACACUCGCGUGCGCGAUGGACGAUGCUGGACGUCACCUCGACGGUGGAAGGGGGGGACGGCGGCUCCUCGUUAGGUUCGGCCUCAGUCCUGCGGGUGGUUUGAUUUGGUCUCGACUCGACCCUCCAGAGAAGAAUCGCUCCCGGUCUUCUGACACAGCGGCGCCAUGGCCCGGCCAAACCUGUGCGACCCCAAGUUGGUGCUCGAUCCGCACAAGAAGCUGGAAGAGAAGCGAGCCCCCCUGAAGAGCUGGGCGAACACCUCCAUGGGGAAGGACCGGAGGCAGCAGGCCCGGAGGCCUGACAUGGCUAUGGACUGCAUUGAGGAAAAUGGCCACAGACAUGAUGAGCGGGGCACUGACAGCACCAUCCUCCUGCAAUAUGGCUCGCUCGACAUGGCCCCCAGCUUGCUGAUGAGAGACAUGGAGGUGGCCAUGGAGAAACUGGGCCUCACCUUUGUGAAGAUCUACGCCUUGGACAUCUUCUGUGACAUGAUGCGGAAGCAGUCCAGUUAUGCCUUGCAGAGCCCCGAGCUGCCCAGCGGGUUCACCAGCUGCACGCGGGCCAUCCUGGUGGACUGGCUGAUACAAGUUCACGACGCCUUCCACUACAGCGAGGAGACGCUGUACCUGACCGUCCACCUGCUCAACAGGUGCAUGCGGAGCUGCAGGGUGUCCAUCGCCACCUUCCAGCUGCUGGGCAUGGCCUGCCUGUUCAUCGCCAGCAAGAGGGAGGAGUGCCUGCUGCCUGAGGUGUCAGAGCUCUGUUUCCUGAUGGAGAACACCUACAGCAAGAAGCAGCUCCUGCGCAUGGAGAGGCACGUGCUGAAGGAGCUGAAGUACGACCUCUCCUACUGCUACCCUCUGCACUUCCUCCUGCUGAGCGGCACCAUCACCCGCUACAGCGCCCAGGUGCUGUGGAUGGCCCGGUACUUCCUGGAGCUGACGCUGCUGGAGCCCCAGUGCCUGGUCUUCCAGCCGGUGCAGCUGGCCAGUGCUGCCCUCUGCCUGGCGUGCAGGGUACUGCAGGGUCAGCUCUUCCCGGCAAGCGAGAGGGCCUGGAUGACAGCCGGAAGCAUCUAUAUCUGCAGCGAGCGCACGGCGCAGCGCAUCCUGCACUACAUCGCCCGGCUGGUGAUGCGCGCGGGGGCCUCCGAGACCCAGGCCACCUUCCUGAAGUUCUCCAGCGUCACGAGGCUGCAGGUCAGCCUGCACCCCUGCCUGCAGAGCGUGCUGCCCCUGCUGGGGCUGCUGUGAGCCCCCCGCUGCCCCACGCAGGGUCGGGACGAAGCGCUUCGGAGGAGUGGGGCGCGUCCUGCUUGUGGCACUUCCUCCACGGGCCUCGGAGGGGCGCCGUUCCUCACAGAUUCAGCUCCCGGAGGAGAUGCGGGCUCUCCUGGGUUUUCCUUUCCACUCCAGCUCUUAAUUAUCCGUUGCAGGGAAUGUUGUGUUUUUGUUUUUUCCUUACAGACUGUUUUACUGUGGAUUAAAAGAUGUAGCUGCCACCUCCUCCCCUCCCCUUCCAAAUUAGAAGUGUUCAGUUCCUUUGGCAUUGCAUUCUGCCCGUAGUCCGAAUGAAUGAAGACUGAGCUCCUGGGGCCUGAGGCUGGCAGCUCUGUCCAUCCCAGAGUGACGUCUGAUCUUGCCACAUCAUCACAUAGAUGUUUUGGGAGGGAGGUGUUUCUCAGGGAUGUCUGAUGCCCUAGAAACGUGUCUGUCUAAUGAAGAAGAGGUCUGACUGGGGGCUGAGUGAGCAGUGGAGACAGUAGACUUGAGACUGUUUGCGUGCUCCUGAGUUCCUCAUUCUCAGCUUGUCGUGUACUUUUAGGAUUUUUACGGAAUUUUGGACGAGGUGUAAAAUGCCAGAACGUGCCGGUCUGUUGCAGCACAGGAUUUUAACAUCGUAAUUUUGCGCAGCUGUUGAAGCAGCUUGUGUGGGAAAGGGCAUUGUUUUUUUUUUACUGAGCCGGGGGGGGCUGAAUCGCAGGGGAGACCGGCUUGAAUCAUGGGACGCUUUCCGCCACCCGGCCAGACGCAGGACCCCGGCCUGGUUCUAGGUGCUUCCUGUUGGGCAGGAGGAGGAAACCUCUGACGGGCUGGCGGGUUCAGUCCUUGCACAAAAUUCUUCUCCAGUAAGACUCGGAUACGAGAAUGGGCUUCCUAAGAGAGCGAAAAGCGAAGCCACAAGAGUGACCUCUGUGUCCUACGUGAUUAGUUAGCAGAUCCUCCCUGUUCCAUCAAACACAACUUAAUGCCAGGAAGUGGUCAAGGGGGGAAGUAAUUAGGUGUUGCACCAUGCCUUUUGGCUUAAGAGUGUACCAUAUUGGUGUGCAGCACUGAAUUAUCUUCCCCAUGUCACUUCCUCUCCAUCUGUUUAGGAAGUUCCCGAAAUAGCUUUAACUGGAAUAGGCUCACGAAUUACAAAUGUGAGCUGUGAGCAACUCUGAAUGUUAUGUGAUGAGAGGAGGAGCUCAGAAUAAGGAAAACUGGUGCUGAUUUCUCUGUAGGUUGGAGAUCUUUCCUCAGAACUGUUCUUUCAGCUGCUGUUGGUCUGGGUAGUCUGAUUUUUCUCAGGUGAAGGCUGUGAGAAAUCUGUUGCUGUUGUCCAUUUCUGAUGACGGCCCUGUGGUCGCCUGAAGUGUUUUUAAGUUGGUCUUUGUAAACCCCUUGACUUUGUAUCGCACUUGUUUGAAAAAGAAAAAAAGAAAAAUUUUAUUCUUGUUAAAAUAAACAGUUUGUAAUGUC